GUUAUACAUAACCCACUGAUUUGGUGUCUGUCACGUAGGUAUUGUCUGCCAUUUACAACACACUGCUCUGGAAUAGACCUAAAGGAUCAAGACAUAAUGGGAGCAUUUUUAGACAAGCCAAAGAUGGAAAAGCAUAAUGCCCAGGGGCAGGGAAAUGGGCUGCGAUACGGCCUAAGCAGCAUGCAAGGUUGGCGAGUUGAAAUGGAGGAUGCACACACAGCUGUGAUCGGUUUGCCAAGUGGACUUGAGACAUGGUCAUUCUUUGCUGUAUAUGAUGGGCAUGCUGGUUCUCAGGUUGCCAAAUACUGCUGUGAGCAUUUGUUAGAUCACAUCACCAAUAACCAGGAUUUUAAGGGGUCUGCAGGAGCACCUUCUGUGGAAAACGUAAAGAAUGGAAUCAGAACAGGUUUUCUGGAGAUUGAUGAACACAUGAGAGUUAUGUCAGAGAAGAAACAUGGUGCAGAUAGAAGUGGGUCAACAGCUGUGGGUGUCUUAAUUUCUCCCCAACAUACUUACUUCAUUAACUGUGGAGACUCAAGAGGUUUACUUUGUAGAAACAGGAAAGUUCACUUCUUCACACAAGAUCAUAAACCAAGUAAUCCGCUGGAAAAAGAACGAAUUCAGAAUGCAGGGGGCUCUGUAAUGAUUCAGCGUGUGAAUGGGUCUCUGGCUGUCUCAAGGGCCCUUGGGGAUUUCGAUUACAAAUGUGUUCAUGGAAAAGGUCCCACAGAGCAGCUUGUCUCACCAGAGCCUGAAGUCCACGAUAUCGAAAGAUCAGAAGAAGAUGAUCAGUUCAUUAUUCUUGCAUGUGAUGGUAUCUGGGAUGUUAUGGGAAAUGAAGAGCUCUGUGAUUUUGUAAGAUCCAGACUUGAAGUCACUGAUGACCUUGAGAAAGUUUGCAAUGAAGUAGUCGACACAUGUUUGUAUAAGGGAAGUCGAGACAACAUGAGUGUGAUUUUGAUCUGUUUCCCAAACGCACCUAAAGUGUCUGCAGAAGCAGUGAAGAAGGAGGCCGAGCUGGACAAGUACCUGGAGUACAGAGUAGAAGAGAUCAUAAAGAAGCAGGGGGAAGGCGUCCCCGACUUAGUCCACGUGAUGCGCACUUUAGCGAGUGAGAACAUACCCAGCCUCCCACCAGGGGGUGAAUUGGCAAGCAAGCGGAAUGUAAUCGAAGCUGUUUACAAUAGACUGAAUCCUUACAAAAACGAUGACACUGACUCUACAUCAACUGAUGAUAUGUGGUAAAACUACUCAUCUAGCCACGGAUUUACCUUCACCUCCAAAGGAGAGUACAGCUCAACUUUGCUGACCCUUUACCAUCCAUCCUCAGCUUUAAGGAAGGGGCUGUGACGUUGGUGAGAGUGAUUACACCGGAGAACUUCAGCAGUGUGACAGCUAGCCCAGAACUGAUUUUUUUUUUUUUCUGUAAAUUUGAGACUUAUGUAAACGUGAUUUCACACCAUAAUUCAUGUUGUAAAUCAGACUCCAGCAAUUUCUGUUGUAUGAUUUUUUUUUUGUAAAGUGUAAUUGUCCUUGUACAAAAUGCUCAUAUUUAAUUAUGAACUGCUUUAAAAUCACUAUCAAUGAUAAACGUUUGGCUUGUUGUGUGAUGCAACAGAUACAUAGCCCUUUCAGGUAAUGCUGUGUUUGGACUUGGGGUUGGGAUAGGAGAGCAGCAGUCACAUAGCUAGAUGCUCAGAUGUGCACAUGAUUUUGGAGAAUAAUUUCCAAAUCUUAUAAAGCCGUACAUCCAAGAAGUUAUGGAGAACUAUCUUAUGUUCUGGCAGGGAAUUGGCAUUGUUGAGAAAGCCAUUUCCUUCCUAGCUGUCUUCUAAGGUGUUUUCUCCUUGUUGCCAUGAGUACUGCAGGUAAUACAGUAUAUUCAUAAGAAUAUCAAUCUUGGGACUAAAAUGCCUUGAUUCUUUGCACCUCUUUUACAAGUCCUUACAUUUAAUUACUAAUUGAUAAGCAGCAGCUUCCUACAUAUAGUAGGAGACUGCCACAUUUUUUUUCUAUCAUGAUUGGCUGGGCCUGCUGCUGUUCCUAGUAAGAUAUUCUGAAUUCCAUUUUAUCAAUAAAGCUUGAUUUAACAAACAAGAAGUUUAAUCAUGUAUGUGUAAUUCCUCUUUUACCCCGGCCUUUCAAAACGCCAUGCCAUUGUAAACGAGAUGUUUCUCGUAGGGAAGGAUGUUAGUCUCUUUUAAUUGGUUAAUACUGUUACCCAAGGCACAGAUGGAACUGUUUCCCUUUCAUUAGAAAGACUGGUUUAAGUCUCUGUUGUUUCUUAAUCUGGUUUUAAAACAGGCUUCUUUCAGGCUGUUUACUUUUCAUUAAGAUGUGCAUCAGCUUGAAUUUGCCUACUGUUAAUUAAAAUAAUUGUCAGAGUUUGACAAUCUAGCACUAUGGUAGAUGUAUGUGUGUUGAGUGUGUGUUUGCCUGUGACAUUUUAGUUGAUCCAUGUCUUUAGAACUAAGUGGUUAAGAUGUAUUUGUGAUUUGAAAUAUAGCAUGUUGAUAAUAUUUAACUGUUGG
This is a messenger RNA of Nannospalax galili (Upper Galilee mountains blind mole rat), 2531 nucleotides long. RefSeq names its product protein phosphatase, Mg2+/Mn2+ dependent 1A (gene Ppm1a). NCBI's taxonomy places the organism in Eukaryota, Metazoa, Chordata, Mammalia, Rodentia, Spalacidae. The record is from RefSeq and is a predicted model, not a curated record. Bases 97 to 1245 code for a protein of 382 amino acids. Gene Ontology annotation, cellular component: cytosol; nucleus. Gene Ontology annotation, biological process: protein dephosphorylation; positive regulation of canonical NF-kappaB signal transduction; negative regulation of canonical NF-kappaB signal transduction. Gene Ontology annotation, molecular function: protein serine/threonine phosphatase activity; manganese ion binding; magnesium ion binding. The transcript has 6 exons.